Messenger RNA from Diachasmimorpha longicaudata, 8022 nucleotides. RefSeq names its product homeobox protein abdominal-B. Gene Ontology annotation, molecular function: DNA-binding transcription factor activity, RNA polymerase II-specific; RNA polymerase II cis-regulatory region sequence-specific DNA binding. Gene Ontology annotation, biological process: regulation of transcription by RNA polymerase II; proximal/distal pattern formation; anterior/posterior pattern specification. The coding region runs from base 956 to 2557 and encodes 533 amino acids. The record is from RefSeq and is a predicted model, not a curated record. NCBI's taxonomy places the organism in Eukaryota, Metazoa, Arthropoda, Insecta, Hymenoptera, Braconidae. The transcript is spliced from 8 exons. Gene Ontology annotation, cellular component: nucleus.
GGGUGUAACGCUUUACCGCAAGUAUCCGACGGUAUCCAGUGGCCGAUUCGUCCCAUCGUGAUACCAUGAGACCAAACGUGUCCCAUUGUUAUGCCCUCCGAUACUAUUCAUCGUGUACAUUGUUGGUGGCACACACGCGACAUUGACAUCGCCUCGUGGAUCGCCACAACCUACAACUAGUCACAUUGUUAAACUGCAAUUCUAGUGUUUUAGUAUUUUUUUGUUUGCAAAAUAAGAAGAAUUAUGAGAGGUACGAGAGAAGUGAGAAUUAUUUUUUUUUUGUUUAUGGUUUCUGGGGGAGCCAGUUUAUUAGGUGUUUAGUGUACCAUGGAUUUUAGAACAUUAAAUCGAAUUCGGUUUGUGAAGAUAUGCCAAUGGUCAGGAACGGGUGUUUUGGGUGUGAUGGAUACAUUGGGUGAAAUGGUUUUGCGAAGUUUGAUUUAAUGCGGGAAAAUGACUGAUGAUGGUGAGACUGAAUGAUUCUUCGGAGAUUUACUGGUGAUCAGUGACUGAUUGGUUCAGAGAAUAAUCCAUGCGGAAAACCCAGUCAUUGCCAAUUUUCUCACAAUUCUGAUCGCAAAGUGUUACAGAGAUACUUCGUUUUGCUGGAAGAAUACCUAGCCUCAAAUGCACAUAUAUAUGGUGGAAUUUAUUCGAGGGCAACAGCUCGGUAACGGAAAUGGCUGGCUCACUGUGUAUAUGGCGUUGGCGGCGAUAUAUAUACAUGUAUAUAUAUACAUAAAUAGAGGACAUCUCUCUCGACGUCGUACACUCACUCCCUCCAACAUUCACAAGCUUAGCCUCUCUUCCUUCGUCCAUCUUUGCUGAAUUUUUCCCUCGCGAAACUGCCAGAAAAAGGCUUCAAAGUGUUCGGCGUGGAGAAAACCAUUCACCCAUUCGAGCUGUGCAGAAGAAUUAAAUAGUUUUUAAUACGUGGAAAUCGAGAUUAAUUAACAUGCAUGUAAGAAAUAUGAAAUUUCAUUAUUUGUCCAGGCUCGGGGCAGUGUAUCCACCAGCGACACUGGCUGGUAUACAAGCCACCGCCGCGGGGAAUUCCACCGGGGUGAAUUGGUGGACCAUGAUGAACGGCGGUACUAUUUACGAGGAGAGUCCGCCGUCAGUACCCCCAACUCUCUCCCUCGUAUCAAUUCAACAUCAACAACAACAACAAACAUCAACACCAGGUUCCCAUCAACAAGCAACAACACCGAGUUCACCGGGUGCACCGAGUUCAGCUGCUGGUGCAUCAGCACCAGCCCAAACAGCGAGUGCAAGUUCAACAUCACCAAGUGCAUCAUCAGUGGCGAGCAACAGUGCAGCAGGACCACUUCACAUACCAGCGAAGAGGCCAUCAGCAACACCAGUUGGUGGUACAACAUACGGCGAGGUGAGCUGUGUUGAACCAAGUAGUGGUACAUCAACAGGGGUAAUAAGACACUCACACUCGUCAUCCGCUGGCUCACAGGGUGGUUGGAGUUACAGUCCGCACAAUCCUCAGGAGGCGCAUUAUACGGCAGCAGCAACGGCUGACGCAUUAAAUCAUCAUCAGGCGUACGGAGGUACUAAUCCUCCGACCUAUUACAAUCUGGCGGACUCGGGGACAGGUUCUACCAGGGAUAACCGGAAGGCCGGUGGUAGUUUGAGCUUUUGGUCACCGGCUACAGCUGCUUCAGCUCCUGGCUCAGGUAGUGGUGGCGCCACGACGGAGUACAAGUAUAAUCCAGCUAGUGCUGGUGGCACGACAACGUCAUCAGCCUCGUCUGUUCCCACUGGCGGAACAGAUCCAGCUGUCUCUACGUGUCAUCAAAAUUUUACACAGAGCUGGUGCAAUUAUGCUUAUUCAGGUAGCCGGCAUCAUCCUAUUGAUGCAACACCACAUCAUCAUCAUCCCCACUCACAGCCUGGUGUACCUUAUCUCACACCAUCCGCUGCUGAUGAUCGGGGUAGGGUGGCUGCCAUGGUAGCUGCUGAAUCGGCUUUUCCACAUGAUGGCUACAGCGGUCUCAGAAAUUAUGCUUCUGAACCGGUACCUUCGAGUCCAUAUACAACUCCAGUGAUGUGGGGUUCCUCCCCAUCUUCCUUGUUUCCGGCAGGUACACUGGGCGUUGGAGUACCUGGAAUGGGACUGGGUGGUGCUAGUAUGAGUGUUGGAUGUACAAGUGGAAAUCCCCUAGAGUGGACUGGUCAAGUAACAGUACGAAAAAAGCGUAAACCAUAUUCAAAAUUUCAAACCCUCGAAUUGGAAAAAGAAUUUUUAUUCAAUGCCUAUGUAUCCAAACAAAAACGUUGGGAAUUGGCGCGUAAUUUAAAUUUAACCGAGCGCCAAGUUAAAAUAUGGUUUCAAAAUAGAAGAAUGAAGAAUAAAAAAAAUAGUCAACGUCAAACACAACAACAGAGUAAUAAUAAUAAUAAUAAUAACAGUAGUGCAAAUAAUGCUAAUCAUCAUGGUACUGGUGGUAGCCAUCAUCAUCCUGGUGGUGGUCAUGGUCCAACGAGUCAUCAUGUACCAGUGGGACAAGCACAUCAUGCAAAUGGCUCAUCGAAGCAUCAUCAGUGACCCGUAGCUUUCUCUGGGGUUGUCUUUCAUCAUCCUCACAAUACAACAACAUCAAUACACAGUGGUAGCACUGGCCAGGGAUUAUUAUCAUCAGCAUCGAGUCACAGUAUUCAUGGUACAUCCCAACAAUUAUCAACAUCAUUAACUCAUACUAUUGGCACUGGUCAUCAUUCACAUCAAACAAGCCAUCAGUUGGCACACAUGAGUGCUCAACAGCAUACAGCAUUGCUGCAUCAAACAAGUCAUGGUCUUGCUGCUUGAGUUGGAUCAUAUUGGUAUCUGGAAUCACCGAAUGACGAUACCGAUGAGGAACCGCCAGACAUUACCCAGAGAAAUUUCUAAUCUAAGAUUACACAAUUAUUAUAAUGAGAAAAUACAAAAAGCUGAUUAACGAAAAAAACACAAUUACAUAUGGGAGAUAUAUGUAUAUGUAUUUAUAUAUUAUUCUCAAGUUUGGAAACAUUACAACUUCGUGAUGUUGGGAAGAACGAGAUGAUGUUGGGUAAUGAGUUUUUAGACAAUUUUCAUUGAAUGCUCUACACUCUGUGUUUGCCGUGAUGAAUGGAUGAAUGGUCAUUGGGAUGGUUGAGAUUUUUCUGGGAGGCUGAAUGCUGUUUAAUGAUUUUUCAUGUGUGCUACCUACAAAAACGUCCAACCCGUAACGCGAUAGUAUUACUCCAAUUAUACAUAGUUGAACGGAGUAGAGUAUAAUUAAAUUAAUGGUAAAUUAGUGUUUCUUGGAUUCGAAAGGAUAACUGGAAUUCUAUUCAAAUUGCAAUUUAUCGAAGGUGCGUGGUUUUAUUAUUGUUUUUUUGCGGGGGGAGAAAAAAAGUUGGGAAAAAUUACUGAACGAGUCAUGCAAUUGUGGAGCGGAAUACAUUUCUAGGUAUUUUUUUUCACAUUUCAGGGCAACAAGUGCGAGGGAAUAGUGAUUGUUGUUUAACUGUUACAGUUGCCAUUCACGUCAUUUGAAAUUAUUGGUUGAAUGCCAUUGACAGGUGAAUAUUUCAGGAUCAUUGACAUGUGUGAAUAGGUUUUUUUUAUAACGGGGAAUUAUAUGUUUGGCACAUGGCACGAUAAAGUCUCACUUUUGUGCGUCCUCAAGUGCUUCACAUUGAAUCCAAAAAAAUUUUUGUCUUUUAAAAAAUUUUAUUGAACAGGGAAAAGUUUAUUCAGUAUCGAUAUUUUUUUAAUUGAAGUAACACUUUAUUGGCAACAUAUCCACCCCAGCUAUUUUUUUCACGGACAUGAGCGGACUUCUCGCCGUUAGAUCACAUGCGUGGAACAUAUAUUAUAUGCUAUUUCCUCGCCCUGUACAAAAAGAUUUCUUUUUAAGGCAUGCUCUGCAUCUCUAAAAGGUUUCUUCUCUACAUGUGACGUGGGAAAUUGUUUGACGGAUAAUCGGAAAAGUUUUUUUUUUAGUUCGGGAGGGUUAUAACACAUGCCAAAGGUGAGUGAUAUAAUCGCAGGAACUCGUAACAAAAUAUACUGUUGUAUCUCACUAUUAGCAAAGAGUACAUUUCGAUACGAGUGCGGGAAAGUCUUUUUAGGCUCGUGAAAGGAUUAAAGCACGAGCCCGAAGUGAAUGCCAUAAUCUAACGAGUCUAAAAUAGUACAUUUUGGUACGAGUGCGGGAAAGUGUUUUUAGACCCGUGAGAGGUUUAUGGCACGAGCCAAAAGCGAAUGCCACAAUCUCACGAGCCGAAAAACACUUUUCCCGAGAGGAUCGAACACUUUUUCCAUAAAACGGGUGGGAAGUGGGGGUUUGCGCACGCAGAACGUGCGUAAAAUGUCACUUUACACACAGUGUGUCGAAAAGGUGUUCUAUUCAACUCACUUUCACCAAUCGUAAUUCAAACCCCAUUCUAUUAACUAUUGUAUGUCACGAUGGUAAAAUCAUUAUCUAAGUAUUAUCUGCUUUUAUCACCUCAUGACCUAAUCGAUUAUUUUAUUGAAAUUUAAUGUCACUACACCAUUAAUUAUCGCAUAGUAAAAUUCGUGACGAUGUUCUGGUACUUUUUGCUCAACUUUUUUUUCUCCGUUUGGGUUCUUAUGAGUGGUUUUGUCAUCACGUUUUAAACGUGUCGUAGUUGUGAUGAGACUGAGCACGACUGGAUUAUCAACGAGGGAAGUUUUUUGAGAUUUAUUUAGGAUUCAAUUAGUGAUUUCAUGGAUUUGGUUAUAUCUUCCGUGAGAUUGGCGAGUUUUCGGUUUACAGAAAAAACGGCAAAGUUAUUUUUAACCACAAAUUGCAUCAGAAAUUGUACCGCACUUGUUAAUUAUUCAAAAUUUGUUUUUAUUGAAUGACGUUUUACAUUCAGACGACUCUAAGGCACCUUGUUUUUGCAGUGAAAGUAGUCGCUAUUUAUUAUUCAUUCAUUCAAUAAAAAAAGUGUAUGCAACAACGAGCGAAAGCUUUCCAGCUGGUAAUCCUGUGACUCUGAAAACUCAUCCAGCUGCACGUAGAUUUUUCAUGAUGAAGUGAGUAAUGAUAAAAAUUGGGGAAAAUGAAUUGAAUUUUUCUGGAAUAAAUUGUGCUCGAGGGAAUGAAGAAUUACCAAGAAAAAGUGAAUCUUUUCGAAUUUUACCGCCCGUAAAUGCGUACUCAGGCCUAUUGCAAACUAUUGGCAUUUGUUUGAUGAUAAUUAGAGCCUUCAUUAUGUAUGUAAAAAGUUAUUAGACUAAGAAGAUAAUUCAAGUUCUGAAUCAUCAAAAAAAAAAUGAAAUGUGAAGCUGCAUAUGUCCAAAAAAUCAAACAAAACUGAUGGAUUUUUUUUUUCUCGAAAAUUUUAAACUGAAAAUCUUAUUCCAUCGUAACGGGUCAUUGAAUUUAAUAUUGUACUUAACGUAAAUUAAGAGAAUUGAACCCGUGAUUAUUUGAAACUCGAAAACAUCGAGUGUCUAUUCACGAGCCAAUUACUAGGUAAGUCAAUUUAAAAAAAUUAAAAUGAGAAAUUAUGUUUUUUGUUGGCUUUGAUGGAUCUCUCGACUAGUAAAUUUUUCUUUCUUGUUUCGUACGUUUUGAAUCAUAUUUUAUGUAAGAUAAUUAAGUUCACCCCUCGUUUCUAAUGCAAACGUAAUUAGUCAAUCAUCCGAGUGAAAAAAAAAACCCUUUUUUUAUUGAUGUAAUUAAUUUAAAAUGUUGACUAAAUUCUGCCAAAGCAGUUGUUAGAUAACUCAAAAAAAAGAUUAAUAAAUCGAGGCGUCGACUGUGAAUCGGAGGGCGAGGGCUUUUCACAGCUCAUAACACCUCCGAAAUUUCGUUGUACAUGUACUGAUGCGUGAUUACGUACGAGUGUAGAGUUGUGCUUCAAAAAAGUGAAGAAGAGAAACAAAAAAAAAACUUCCCGACAACUCGGUGAAAACUCUCUUGUGAACGUGUGUUUUCAACUUGAAAAAAAAAUAAGGAAGUCAGUGUAUGAGGAAAUAAAAAUAACGAAGGAAAUAAAUUAGAUAAAAUACAUAGAAUUCUGAUGAAACGAGAAUAAAUGAAUUUGAUCGUGAAUGAAUGAGGUAUUAGAUUCAGUCGCGAGCCAGUCAUCGCUAAAUAUACAGUGCUUUUCAGCAGUUUAAAUGAAGUAAGAUUUAAUGAUGAAAAAUGAAAAAAAAACAAUCUACAACUGUAAUUAGUGAUAAUUAUUAUGUCAAGGACAAUGUUUAACAAGAUUUUAAGGUUAUUAAGAAUUAUUAUUAUGAUUAUUAAUUAUUAUUGUGAACGUCACGUUAAUAUUAUGUUAUUGUUUUUAUUGUGUGUUGUUUUUGUAUGUACCUAUUCAGCCUACAAUUUACUAUUAUCAAUUAUUAUGAUGCAUAAUGAGAGAUGAAAAAUUGAAAAGAUAAAAAAGGAAAAAAGUUAUAAAGAAAACAAAACAAUGAAAAUUUCACUCAUAAAGGAGACUAAAAAAAAAGCCAUGUUAUUAAAUGUGUAUAUUGUCUUGAUCCGCAGAUAGCUGUUCUACUGUAGAAUUAAACCCUUCAUUUCCCAUCCCAAAUUCAUUAUCCCGUACCAAAUUGUCGGGCGAAAUAUUCGCAACAUCAAAUUAAUACUCUUCCGUUAUUUUAUCGAAUGAAAAAGCCUCUAAUUACGAAUUUAUUCGAGAGUAAAUCUGGGUAAACAUUAUUGACACUAAAAUACUUCUUAGGAAAUGAAAGGAAUAGUGAGUUUAAAGAAAAAAAAGUAGACGGUAGAAAGAUGAUAAAAAAAACAUUCGCGAAUGGGAGUUUCUCAAGAUUUCAUCGUACCGAGUCAUUUCUGCAAUCAAUGGCGUGGAAAAGGAUAUUUUCCUCAACUAGAAUUCUCACUUGUACGAUUCAACACUUAAUGAAAAUACAUGGUUUUUUUUAGAAUAAGGAAAUGCUACUUGUAAAUAAAUUGUGAGGAUUAAUGAAUAUUAAUUAACGAGAUGAUAUUACUCCUGUAUCGAAGUGCAAUAACGAAAACUUAUGUUUAAUGAGUGCCAAAGUACAGCGACAACGCAAAUAAGGAAGCUCGAACUAUCAGUUAUACACGUGCGGGAUGGUUCAAAUUUUUACGGAUUUUGAGAUUCAUGAAUUCGUUUGAUAAAGUUAUCAUUGGCCCUUGAAGUUUUUGGUACAUUUCGGAUGUUGAAAAAAGUACGAAAAUGCGGGAAAAAAGUUGCACCCACGUUUUGCUGUUCAAAAGCUAAGAAAAUCGAAGAAAUAGUUUGAAGAAAUUUUUUUUGGAGAACAGUAAAUUUUUGUGGAAAAUAUUGUAAAAUGAGAUCAACGCGGCCGCUGUCGUCUUCAUUGAAUAACCCUUCCCAGUGUCGGAAGGAGCUUUGAUGAGUGUGAAGUCUUCACUUCAUGUUUUUAAACAUUUCUUAAAAUUACUUAUCCUGGUCAGAUCGACCUCAAUUCACUUCAUCCGGUUUUCAUCAAAUUAAUCAAUGUUUUUAAUUCAUUUUUUAGAAUUGUCCAUUCUUUUGACGGAGAACUCGGCGGAAAGUUUUGUUCGGAUGUCAGUGGUACUUCUUUUUUAUUCCUGAGAAGUCUUAAAAGAUGUUGAAAGUUUAAAAAUAACUGUGAUGUGACACUCGUCAUCAAUUCUUAGUCAAAAUAGAAGUUAAAAAAGUGAAAGAUGGUUAGAAAAAGUCGUUCCUCAUUCAGGAAUUACCUGACACGAAUUGAAAGUGAUCCGGAAAGAAGGAAUGAUUACAAGAAAUGUUUAAAAAUGCGAAGUGGAACCUCGGGGUGAGUGUCGCCAUCUUGGCUACUCUCUCCCUCUACCGGGAGGAGAUUUAAAGAUGUCGACGCCUCCACCUCGUGUUUUUAAACUUUUUUGACAAUUAUUUAUGCUGUUCGGGGUAUUCUCAACCCACUUCAUGCGAUUCCUGUAAAAAGAAUAAUUUUUUAAAAUCAAUUUCACAUUCUUCCUUCUCCUUUCGGCUUGAAAUUCAGGUUGCAAAAUUUUUCCCGCAUUAAAGUAGUUUUUUUUUUCAAGUAAA